AUGCUCUUCCGCAACAUUGCCUUCUACCUCACUGCUGGGGCCUGUCUCGCGGUAUCCCCUGUGCUGGGCGCCAAAGACAUCAAUCAGGCUGUCUCGGAUAUGAACGACCUUACCACAUCCAUCAAAAAUGCCAGACAGUCCCUGGAUAACUACCAGGGAGAAAUGCUUCCCAGCCUCAAGGUUAGAAGUUCGGUGCAGACAGCCAAGGGUGCCGCCCAGAAAGCUCGCCAGAACCUAGCUCAGCAAGACGAGCCUUUCAAUGAUGAUGAGGCCGAGCAAUAUUACCAGGCCUUCCAGGAAAUGUGCCCGGAACUCCUGGACGCAGUGAAGUCAUCACAGAACAAGGCGCCUCUAUUCAAAAAGGCUGGGGUGGCAUCAUCUGCGAGGGCAACGCUUGAUACACUCCGGGACGAGCACUCCAAAUUUGGGGAAGAAGCGCAAAAGCACGUCCCUGCGGACGUCUAUGCUAAGGCAACUCCCUGUUCGGACCAGAUCAAGCAGGCUUUUGAUGACAAUGACAAAGCUCUGUCUUGA
This is a messenger RNA of Aspergillus luchuensis, 534 nucleotides long. Its product is annotated as mannoprotein. The record is from RefSeq and is a predicted model, not a curated record. NCBI's taxonomy places the organism in Eukaryota, Fungi, Ascomycota, Eurotiomycetes, Eurotiales, Aspergillaceae. Bases 1 to 534 code for a protein of 177 amino acids. Gene Ontology annotation, cellular component: extracellular region. The transcript has 2 exons.